This is a messenger RNA of Aspergillus costaricaensis CBS 115574, 2286 nucleotides long. RefSeq lists its product as uncharacterized. The transcript is spliced from 3 exons. The record is from RefSeq and is a predicted model, not a curated record. Bases 28 to 2286 code for a protein of 752 amino acids. Lineage: Eukaryota; Fungi; Ascomycota; Eurotiomycetes; Eurotiales; Aspergillaceae.
GCGGCGCAAUAUGACGUGCUCGCGGUUAUGGCCCUCAACGUUCAGCGCGUCCUGAACCUAACUGUCUUCACCUUCCUCUCCUUGGUCCUGUUCCUCUGCAUCAUCCUGACUCCCGCCGAUGCGAUCUACCAGUGCUACAUCACGCAGCGCCUCACGAACAUCUUCAUCAUCACCGGCGGCUACGUUGUCACAUUCAUUCUCGCGGUUCUAAUCUACACCACGCGUAUAUAUACCAACCGAACCGUCCUCUCCGGCAUCCCCAAAGCAUGGAUCCCCGUCGAGCGCGAAGACGUCGGCAAGAGUGUGCGCCGACUGGUUAAGGAGGGUUUGGCGCAUAGUGCGAUCAUAGCCUACCAGGCUCGACCUAGGGACAUUGCAGCCGACGGACAUGAUUUCUCAGGCUACGAAUCGCUCCUGGUAGACUAUGACAAUCCACCCUGGGGUCAAGUCGAGCACCCCGGAUGGUCCUCGCCCUCAUGUCCUGACCUGCCCGACCUUCCCUAUCGGACUGUAGUCCAGGAACUGCCUCAUCUCAUCGAGGCCAAGGCAGUGUCACUCGCUCCUCCCGAUCCGAUCUUCACGGCCACCCAGCGGGCGCUUCACGCGCCAUUUCCCGAAACCGAAGAGUCCAUUCCUGACACGCGGGUGGUGGAAGUAUUACGGCGGCCGAUAUCGAUGGGUCUGCGGGGGUAUUUGCAGCAUCUGACUGCGUUGAAUGUGGUUGAUCCGCCGGAAAUCGGGAUGGAGUUUGUCGCUCUGUAUGAGCGGGCGCGCUUUUCGACGCGUGAGCUACACGAGGCUGAGUUCAGGACUUUGAUGCAUGUGUUUGCGGAGCUCCUGAGGGGAAUGAAGGUUCUGGACCCCCAGAUCUUGGAUGAGGUGCGGGGUGGUGGGAGUUCCCAGGCUGAGAGCGAGUCUCUUAUCGGGCCUUCGGACGAGGAAGGUGAAACCGAUACGGUGGAUUCCUAUGGCGAUAGUGAAGCCAUGUCGCGUGGCCGGAGUAAUAGUCUGCGGCCUUCGAAUGCGUCCACUUGGGACGGCGCUAGACAGGGUCGCUGGUCGCCUGUUUGGUCGAGACGCUCGGAGGCGCAGCGAACCCUGGCGCCUCCUCGGACGCCAUCGAUGCGGUCGCUUCGACGAGUACAGUCGAAUGUAUCUGGUAGCUCUGGAGGGAGCGUGAUUCGCCUGGUCGAGACCCGGAGCCGCUCAUUCUUCACCCCGACCCCCUCGGCAACCCCGCAGGACAGGAGUCCCAAAGACAGUCCCAAACCCCAGGAGGAGAAUGAUGAUGAUGCUACGCCAUCGGUCGAUACCCUUUUCCCGAAGACCGACCCCGCUGUGGACGGCGAGGAAUGUCUACACGACUGUGCGUCCUGCACGGUGAAAUACCCCGCCAAAUUCGAUGUCGAUCAGGAAGAUACCAUGUACGGGAAUAUUAAUGGCUGGUCGACGCAUGUGCUGGUUGCGACUGGGAAGGCGGAUUGGGUGAGGGAUGUUGCGGAUGAAGAGGGGAGUGUUAUGGAGGCGAUUGAAAAGGGGGGGUUGGUGCCUAGUAAUGGGAAACUGAAAUUGUCCGCCUCCAAUAUGCCCGUCCCGGAUGAAUAUCAUUAUCAUGAUGCGGGGAAACAACCUACGACUGUGUUGCUUCUGCCCAGGUUUACUAUCGUCGAUCAUGUCACGCCGCAGCUGGCGCCGGAUUUGAUCAAGUAUUUUGUGAAUCGCUCGCCGACGACUACUACCCCGUUGGUUGGUGGAAACAGCAAUGAUGAGAGUGAACAACAAGAGCAGCCCUCGACUGAAGAACAACAACAACAACAAGAAGAGAACAUCACCGACAUCCAAUCCCUCACCUCCCUCCGCUCCCGUCCCUCCCCUCACUCCGCCGUUAUCCUGCUCUGCUCCCACCGCACCCGCGACGCCCGCUGUGGACAGUCCGCGCCGCUUCUUCGCAAGGAAUUCGAGCGCCAUUUGCGUCAUCUAGGCCUGUAUAGGGACAUGGAUGAUGAGAGGCCUGGGGGUGUGGGAAUCUAUUUUAUCAACCAUGUGGGUGGACAUAAGUAUGCGGCGAACGUGAUUAUUUAUCGCAGACGGGACUUUGAGUGGUAUAAGAAGACGGAGGGGACUGAGGAGGAAGAGGGCGCGGCGCAGGGUAUCUGGCUUGCGAGGGUGAGGCCCCAGGAUUGUGAGAAUAUUGUGCGGUAUACGGUGCUGCAAGGGAAGGUGGUUAAGCCUGGGGAGCAGUUGAGAGGUGGGUUUGAUAGGGAGAGGGGGGUUACGAGUUGGUAG